UAAAGCGGUUCAUACGCUGUCAUUCAAUCUAGUUAUACCAGCUAAGUUUUCAAAGCAAAGACUCGGUGGACAUUCAGUUUACUUUCGUGAUUCCAAUUAUCAUCACUGCUGUCAAAUGUUUUAACUUUUUAAUUUUAGUACGUGUCAUUCCCACGACGGCGCUGCAGUCAGCAGUUAUUUUGAUCACGUGAUCAUUUCAACCGCCAAAAUUAUUGUCAUUUUUUUCGGCGACCCGCAGAUUUUUCUGUCGUUACAAGAAAACGGUUAUAUUCCUGAUAUUUCUAACGUUAACACCGCUAAUUCUACAUCAAGUCGCGUGCACAACGUUUAUUUGAAGUGAGGAAAUAAUAAAAACUUACAAUCAUGGCUAAAGUGCACAUAACCAAUGUUGUAGUAUUGGACAACCCGAGUCCGUUUUUGAACCCUUUUCAAUUCGAAUUAACCUUCGAAUGCAUCGAAGAACUUAAGGAAGACUUAGAAUGGAAGAUGAUAUACGUGGGGUCUGCGGAAACAGAGGAACACGAUCAAGUUCUGGACACAAUUUACGUCGGGCCCAUACCGGAGGGCCGUCACAUGUUUGUAUUUCAGGCUCCACCGCCCGACGUCACUAGAAUCCCCGAAAACGACGCUCUAGGCGUCACCGUCGUCCUCCUAACAUGUUCAUAUAGAGGUCAAGAGUUCGUCAGAGUAGGUUAUUUCAUAAACAACGAAUACUCAGAAACAGAACCAGAAUUACGUGAGAAUCCACCGGCAAAGCCCCAAUUUGACAAGGUCGUAAGGAAUAUCCUUGCUUCUGAACCUCGUGUGACGAGAUUUAAGAUUAAUUGGGCGGAACCCGACGCAGCGGCGGCUGCAGACUCAGGAGAUGGGAAUCUCGAAAGUUCACACGCACCAAGUAACGACUCUUACGGUGCAUCGUUCAAUGCUGACAGUCAAAUUAGUGCUAUAGAGUUCCAAGGUAGUUUGAGUGGGUACGGUGAUAAUUCAAACUCCAUCGCUCCAAUGGAAUGCUGAGGUCACCAGAAGUUGAGUAAUGGACUUAUUUGUGUAGUGUAAACUGAAUAAUGGACUGAAACAUAGUUUAGCUAAUGCGGGCCGUCAAAUGUGACAAUACUAACUCAAUACAAGGAAAAAUAGCUAAAUACUUUGAUAUAUAUCAUGAUGAAAUGGUGUAAAAGCAGUGUAAGAGCUGUCAAAAUGUAAGCAGAGCUUAAUGACACUCAAAAACAGACAUAACAAACUAGAGGUAAUUUUAACUAUUGUGAGAAAGAUUCAUUAUUAAAUGAUGCAACGGUUUACUCACGCGUAUUUAUCGAGAUUGCCCGACCGUUUAAGUCCGAAACUAGUGAGGCGAUCCCGAUAAAUACGCGUGAGUUAACCGUUGUUUCAGCUAAUAAUACUAUUUGAAUCAGAAUAAUUAAUGUUUAAUGAGAAAUUUACUCUCAAAUUUACUCUUCUUGAUUUCAAUUUCUUACUGUCAAACUUUAAUGCACUGUGUUGAGAUAGUUUUAAUGACUGUUUUUGAUUGUCAUUUAGUUAUCUGAGUUAACAAACUGUGCUGGCUCUUAGACAAACUUCCAGGUUGUAUUAUGCUGGUAUGUCAGAAUGGAUUGUGUUAACACUUUGUGAGCAAUAAAACGCGCUUUAACAUUUGGGUCAUAUGUAAUGGAAUAAUUGCUUUGAAAGACCAGUCAGUAUUCAAAAAUAAUUAUAGUUUUCACACAAUAUUGAUACUUUUUGAAGAAAGUUGUUUAUUACACAGACAAAUUGACUACUUACAUAUUAUAAUAACAAAUUUCGUUAGGCGAAAUCCUGAUUGUGUAAGAUUAGUUUACUUAUGUGUAUGUAUCGAAAUCGUUUCACUAGUUUCGGACCCAACCAGAGUCCUUAAUGAUGCGCUAUCGCGGUGGCGGGCGAGUCUGUCACAGUUCUAGAGUUUGGCUCGCGACCCCGUCUGUGCCGGGUCCGAAACUAGUCGGUCGAUAAAUACGCGUGAGUAAACCGUUACAAAUUAACGACUGACUGGUCCAUGUUGACAAAUUCUGAUUUGAAUGACGUUGCCGACAGCUUAAAAUAUAACUAAAUAAUAUUUAUGUAAGUUAAUAGAUAUAUUUUUGUAUAAUACAAUAGACAUAAUUUUUAUUUGAUACUUUUUACAUCCUGACGCAUAGAAAAGAACUCCAAGGCACUAGUGGAUAGAUGUUCGCCAAUAGAAUAUUAACAGCUUCAUUGCAACUGACGAAAUCAAUAAUGUGAUAGCAAGGCCGGUCGAUCAUUGGAGACUAAACAGUAUGUCAGUCUUCCUUAAUUUGAAGCUGUAAAGCUCUGUUAGAUUCUGACUGCACGAAUAGCCAAGUGGUUGAGGUCGCCACGCUUAAACGACUGUGUGUGACGUGUCGCGAGUUCAAUCCCCUCGUAGGACAAGCAUUUUGUCAUGUGCGAAUGCUUGUCCUGAGCCUACGUAUCUCUGUGUAUGUGACUUGGUUGUGUAAAUCCCGCGAUACGAGGAUAACAUUCUUUCACGCGGGAUUCGUUAAAUUCAAAAUAGUUAUGAAUUGUUUUUAUUUCAGUGUGCACAUCUAUUUUUUUAAAGUAGAUAAUAAACAAAACUGUUUUAUCUCAAAUACCUAGUAAAUCCCACCUGUUAAAUUCACCAGCCGCCAAUGAAAUGAGUAACAGCCGUUGCUAUCACCUAAUAUUAUCAAUUUUGGCCAUAUUUUAUAACUAGCAGCUCUAACGGACUUCUUUUAACAUGCGUCGCUUUGUAAUAAAUUGUAAACUUUAAACAAAUCAAUCUCAGACUUUCUCUCUUAACGGGUAAUGUUUUUUUUUUAUAUUUUACCUUCCUGUAUUAUUUUUCGAUUAUUUCUGUGCUGGACAUGUGACUAUUCAAUGUAACUUUUUUUAGUUGGUGUAAAAUUUCUUUAAAACCUCUUCGGAUAUUAAUAAAUAGGGAAGUGUUAUAAUAUAAUAUAUAAAAUUAUAUUAUUGUGGAACAUCACUUUCGAUCGCUUUCAAGGCAUUUUAAUUACUCCUUAUAACACAAGUUUUUAUAAUUUGAAUCGUGACUAGGAAUUUAUAUUGUAUUAACACAUUUCUAAAUAUAAUUUGGAUCUCAACUACUCUCGUUUACCUAAUUUUUUUUGUAUAUUUCUAACCUAUAUCAUUAUUUUUCUUCAAUCAGUUCAUGUAAUAGGAUUUUUUAAAAGUUACGAGAAAAUUCGCUAUGUAUGAAUGCGGAUAAACAAAUACCAGUGUGACGAAAAUCCAUAUAACAAUAUGUAAUAAUACGUAGGCAAAUUACUGCUCCAAGGUUUAAUUUUGUAAAAAAAACGAAUUUAAAUAUUUGGCGUUAAACUGGUAAUGCAUUUUAUAAAAAAACAACGAAUAAAUAUCUGGUGUUUCAACUUUUUCUUAAACAUUCAAGUGUUGAAUCGAUUUAAUUACUAAAAAAUGCUUACAUAACGAUGAUAUUUAAAAAUAAAAUGAAAAAAAUAAGGGUUUUAUAAAAAACCGUUUAAUAAAAACAAUGUGACAUAUGUUUUUGAAACCAGUCGAAAGAAAGUUGUGACUUGUGAAAUUUUGUUUAAAAGUAUUGUUUUUAGAUAAAUUGUAAUGUUUAAGACUAAAAAUUGGUAAUUUGUUUCCAUUGUCUGAUGGCUUGAACAUGUAUUUUUUAGUUAAAUUAAAUUGUUUGAAAAUUU
Trichoplusia ni (cabbage looper) is the source of this 3704-nucleotide messenger RNA. It is a transcript of the gene asf1, whose product is annotated as histone chaperone asf1. Gene Ontology annotation, cellular component: nucleus. The record is from RefSeq and is a predicted model, not a curated record. Lineage: Eukaryota; Metazoa; Arthropoda; Insecta; Lepidoptera; Noctuidae. Bases 364 to 1014 code for a protein of 216 amino acids. Gene Ontology annotation, molecular function: histone binding. Gene Ontology annotation, biological process: DNA replication-dependent chromatin assembly. The transcript is spliced from 2 exons.